AUGUACGGAGGACAGGGUGGCAAGAUAAUUGAGAACUUCAGCUUGGCCGUCGGAGAUGAUCGCAAUGUCGGUGACGAGAACGAUAUUUCGACAGAGUCUGGCAGCCCUCCACCAUACGACGAGGCCGCCGCAGGGCCUUCCGCAGGGCCCGCCGGACCUUCACCAGGCCCGGAGCAGCGUCGUUUUGACAAACCCUCCAUGAAGCGAAGGCGGCCAAGUUCGAGCCCAGAGUCGGAAGUAGCGCUGGCUGGUAUCCGUGACCCGCUAAGCUUUUUCGAGGGCCUCUGCAACAAGAUUUGGGAGGAGCGGCAGGCAGGCUUCCGAGAGGAGGUCUUUGCCGAGCUUAGUAGAAUAGAGGCUCAGAUCACGCGUACUGUUGAGGAGCGGGUAAGCCAGCUGCGGGACGAGCUGACUGAUCAGAUGGAGCAGGCUGAUGGGAAUGCAGUCGUUGCAGCCAGUGACCUUUUAGAUGAAGCCCUUGAUGACAAGAUGACUAGCAUAAGGGUUGAGUUGGAGGAUUUCAUCAGGGAUGAGCUGCGUGAUGUUGAGACAAGUAUCUGGGACCAGCUUGAGGCUGGGACGUGGGAGGCAUCUUUCAUGCGGCGCCCGGAGCACCAUUGA
This is a messenger RNA of Diaporthe citri, 621 nucleotides long. RefSeq lists its product as uncharacterized. The coding region runs from base 1 to 621 and encodes 206 amino acids. The record is from RefSeq and is a predicted model, not a curated record. The transcript has a single exon. Lineage: Eukaryota; Fungi; Ascomycota; Sordariomycetes; Diaporthales; Diaporthaceae.